AAUCCAUCAUGCCUGUCCCUUGGGAAGCUCUCAUUCCUUUCGGUUUACUCACUGCGAUGUUCGGGACAGCCGGAACGUUGCUCAACCUUUCGACGAGAGCUCAAAACAUGGGAAAGCCACCUCGAUAUCGUAUUGAUAACUGGGACGAAAUGAUGAUGAAGCGAGAUGAGCGGCUAACAGGACACAAACGAGGGCAGACGUCGAACCCCGUUGCGCCGCCCGGUUUUGAGACGAGCAGCGUAUGGAUGACAGAAAGUAUCUAGGUUGAUCAAACCAAUACCAUACCAUUCUUUCCUUC
Laccaria bicolor S238N-H82 is the source of this 298-nucleotide messenger RNA. Its product is annotated as small secreted protein. The record is from RefSeq and is a predicted model, not a curated record. NCBI's taxonomy places the organism in Eukaryota, Fungi, Basidiomycota, Agaricomycetes, Agaricales, Hydnangiaceae. The transcript has 4 exons. The coding region runs from base 9 to 263 and encodes 84 amino acids.